AACAAGAUCAACCCUUUGCCUUUUACGCACUGUUGGGCACGACCUGAUUGUGCUGGUCAUCAUGGCGGCUCCUGAUAGCGGCUCUGCUAUGGAGGCCCUACAAAAAGAUUACCAGGAUACAGUCAUUGAACUGACUGGCAAGAAGAAAGAGAUCGUCGAUCCGUUUCGACUUGAAUAUGAGAAGCUGUACAAGGCUUUGAUGCGUUCCCAUGAAGCUGAAAAGCGCCUGACCAAAAAGAUCAGGGACCUAAACUCCGAGAUUAGCACCAGCGCGCAGAAUGUUCAGACAGCAUUGAAAACUGCUGCAGAAGAUCAGCAGCAAAUCGCAACUCUGCGGCAAGAAAUUGAUGCAAAGCAGAAGCUGAUGGAAGAGACCACUAGGAAAGAGGAGCAGGCAAAAGAAACCAUCAGCAAGAGAAAGGCUGAAAUUGAGGAUCUUGUGGGCAGGAUAGAGCAAGGUGCAGGGAUGUCGGAAGAGCAGGAAUUCCAGUUGAACCAGCUCAUUGGCCAGAAGGAACAGCUCGAGAAGGAUUGCGACCUUCUCAAACAGAACACAGAGAUGCUCCAGAGGAUAACGCAAGGCCGUCUGGAGGAAGUUCAGCGAUUGGAGAAGGAUCUGGCAGAUGCAGAGGCUCAAAUCCUGCUGAUGAAAGAGAAGAUCGCUGAAAAGCGUGGAGAGGUUGAAGUGGCAAAGAGGCAGAAGGAAGAACUUGAGCAGAAGAUGAAGGAUUUGCGAGAAGAGAACGACCAGAAGCAGGAGGAACUUGCUGCAGCCAGAAGGAACAUUGCACAAGAGCAGGCGGAAUUGCGCAAGAUCCAGCAGGCUGUCGCAGAUACUGACAAAGAAGAAGAGCGCCUUGAGAGGCGAGUUCAUCAGAGAAUGGACGAGAAGCGAAAGUUAGAAGAGAAGUUGGAUCAGGAGAUUGCGAAGAAUCACAAGUACGCACAGGAGAGCCAAGAUAAAGAACACUUGCUGAAGAACCGGAAGGAUGAGCUUCAGCGCCAUCGGCGUGAGAAGGACCAGGUCAUCAAGCUGCACGAGGCGCUCAAAAAGAAGGACAAGCAAGCUGAGGAUGAAAGGCAGUCAGCCGAAGGCAAGCGCAAUGAACUCAAGAGCGACGUCAAGUCCGGACAGGAGACAGCAGAGCAUCUCAAGCAUGACGCCGACAUUGACAGGAAGAAGAUCGAGGACUUGCUGCGUGAGCGCGACAUUCUCAAUAAGAACGUGGUGAAAGCAGACGAACGUACCAAGAAACAAAUUGAUAUGGUCAAACGACAGGAAACGCAGGCCAUGAACAUGCAGAAAGACAUAACAAGAUGGAAGCAGGAUGCACAUGAUUUUCAAAAGCGCAUCAUGGAGCUCGAAAAGCAGCGAGAGAAGUACGGGAUUGAGCUCUCACAGGCCAAUGCAAAAUACUUCGCGUGCAAGGAAGAGCUCAAGAAUCGCGGGGCCACCUUGACGGAACUCAAGAAGCAGAUAGCAAACGUAGAGGCAAAGCUGAACCAGCAAAAGAACCUCUACGACAAUGUUUGCAUGGAUAGGAACAUGCAAGCAAAGAGCCUGGUAGAAUCAAAUGAAGAGAUUGCAGAAAUGAACCGGAAGUUCAGGAUAAUAUCCCAUCAGACCACCGCGCUCAAGGAGGAGCUUCGCGAAAAGGACAGCAGGUUGGUCCGAGGCCACUUCGAUCACAAGGAGCUACUGAAGCACAACGACAAGCUGAAAGAUGCCAAGGAGCGGGCGCAAAGAAGGCUCAAAAGUCUGAACAACAUCGUGGAAACCCAGAGAGCCCAGCUCAAGAAGCUGGAAAGCACCAUUCAGGAAGCUGAGCAAGAACGGCAAGCGCAGCUCAAGGAGCUCGAGGGAGUUGUGGGCGAGCGUGACAUUCUUGGUGCACAGCUCAUUCGGCGGAAUGAGGAGCUUGCGCUUCUCUACGAGAAAAUCAAGAUCCAACAGAGCACGUUGCAGAAGGGCGAAAUACAGUAUGAGGAAAGAUUGAAGGAAGUUGGCAAGCUUCGGGCACAGAUUCGUGCUUGCAAGGCUGAAGUGUCGCAAGCCAAGCUCCAGGUAACGAAUGUGGAAGGCCUGAAGCAGGAAAUUCACUUCCUGAACAAGACUCUUCUGAGAGAGGAGACAAAGGCCAAGGCAUUGCAGGAAGAGCUGGAGAACCCCAUGAACGUGCAUCGCUGGAGAGAAUUGGAGUCCUCUGAUCCUGCUACCUACCAGAUGAUUCAGAAGGUCAAGUCCUUGCAGAAGCUUCUGAUUGCGAAGACUGAGGAGGUCGUCGAGAAGGACGCCCUCAUUCAGGAAAAAGAGAAGCUGUAUGUUCAGCUCAAGAACAUCAUUGCAAGGCAGCCUGGGCCGGAGGUCGCAGAGCAGCUUGCCUGGUACAGUCAGAACUUGAAGGAAAAAACGGGCCACAUGAAGCAGAUGUCUGCUGAGCUGGAGAUGUACCACAAUCAGGUCCAAGACCUCAAAGAGGAAAUCGACCGCCACAACAAGGACUUUCAAGGGACAAAGCAGGCCUAUUUCCAGAUGCUGCGCAGCCAGCUCAAGAGCCAGUCCCAGAGUGCCUCGCAAGAGGCCUAUGGUGGCUGAGAUGUUUCUACCAGUUCACUGCAGCAAAGCGGUGGAAUGCAGUGCAUAUGGAUUGUUUCACAGUCUCACGCUGAAGUGUACCCCGCCGGUCAAAGCAGCCUUGGUGUUUCGAACUCAGGUUCACCUGGGUUGCUCUGUACAAACGUAGCGUUAAGGAUGGUGACUGAGCCACUAGAUGUCAA
Messenger RNA from Effrenium voratum, 2778 nucleotides. Lineage: Eukaryota; Dinophyceae; Suessiales; Symbiodiniaceae. The record is from the annotation of a GenBank genome assembly.